AAAACAAUUUAUUUAUUUUUGUUAGGAUAUACAUAUACUUAUAUACUUUAUAUCCUACUGUAUUACAACAACCAGUGGUUCCAAUGCAGAAGUUCCUUCUACUGGAUGCCAUUUUCAAACAAGGGUGGGAUGAAUAACAGCUAUUCCAGCGUUGUUUUAGAAUGUCACCUAAGACCAGGGGCGGACUGGCCAUUUGGAAACUCGGGCACUGCCGGAGGGCCGGGGUCAGUAGGGGGCCCUAUGAGUGGCUUUUUCAUAGGCUUUUUUGGGUGUGGGCGAAAACACAGGGGCCCCAUGAUCCCCUAUUGCCCUGGGGCCCCAUGA
Messenger RNA from Staurois parvus, 324 nucleotides. The record is from the annotation of a GenBank genome assembly. Lineage: Eukaryota; Metazoa; Chordata; Amphibia; Anura; Ranidae.